CCUGGAAAAAAGGCUGGACCAAAUAUGGAUUGAAAAUCAGAAAUUGAAGGUGAACAUACCAAGAUUUAAGAAGAAGCUCAACGCGAUGGAGAAAAUGAAUGGAAGUGGGGGCAAGGAGUACCAACCCAUGAGAGACCAACCCAUGAAGAACUAUCGUUCGUAUGCGAAAAUACUUACAGGCAAAGGUACUCAGCAACCGAAGAAAGGAAACGAACUAAUGGGCCUUCAAAAGAUUUGGGUAGCAACAAAAGGAGCAGACAUGGAAGGAGAAGAAAUUCAAUCCGAGGAGAGCAGAUUGGGAGUGGCUAGAAAGCGCAUGGAGGAAGAAUUAAGUGUUGGGGGCCUUUCAUUAAAAUCAGAGGAUGUUCCGAAAUCCCAAUAUUUUUUUGAUGAAGUAAAGGACGAAUCAAGGGAUUUAGAUUGGGUGAAGGAAAGCAUUCUCGGGUCCAACAGCCAUGGCUUCGAAUGUGAAAGAGAAGGACUAACUGAGCCUAGUGAAGAAGAAGAUGAUGACAUGGCUUAUAACCAUUGGCAGGUUGGUGGUCAAAAGGAAGGAUUUUUCACAUUGAAUGGCAACAAAGAAGAAAAGUCAGCAAAUAGCCUUGCGAAUGGAGAAUGGGGUACAAUAGACAAACAAAAGGAAAAGAGUGUGCAGGAAGAAUUUAAUGAAGCUAUUGGAGAUUGUGUAAAGAGCUCGCAAGUGGGAGAGUCAACUCAGCAGAUGCAAUCCAAGGAACAAGAAGCAGAAUCUACAGAGGAGAAAGCCGAAGUAGAACCUGCAAAGGAGAAAGCCGAAGCAGAACCUGCAAAGGAGAAAGCCGAAGCAGAACCUGCAAAACAAAAAGCCGAUGCAGAAGAAUAAGGUGAUUCAUUCUAAGAAGGUGUGGAUAGCGAUUUAGGUAGAAUUGAGGAAUGGAUGCGAAUGGGUGAAAGGAAGAACUUGAGAAAAAGAAAUGGUAAAAAGAAGAAAGUUAGAUCUUGCAU
Messenger RNA from Rubroshorea leprosula, 984 nucleotides. Lineage: Eukaryota; Viridiplantae; Streptophyta; Magnoliopsida; Malvales; Dipterocarpaceae. The record is from the annotation of a GenBank genome assembly.